UGCAGGCAGAUUCUUUACUAUUUGAGCUAUGGGGAAGUCCUCAGGCAAGGCUAUUUUGGUAAAAUUGCAUAGACCUGUCUAUAAACACAUACAUGAGGGCAUGUAUAACUGAUGAAAUCUACAUCAACCCUAUGGAUUAUUCCAAGACUUGGAGUCCAGAUACAGUGCCAAUAUUUUAUCUCCAGAAAAGGACAUUUAUGAAAUAUAUUCAUUCCAGUGGGAGAUAAUGGAAAGAAUUAAAAGCUAUAGCCUUCAGGACUCCAUUUUCAGAAGUGAUUGGGAAUGCAAAAGCAAAAUUGAGGGGCAAAAGGAAGCACAAGAGGGAUAUUUUGGGCAAGUGAAAAUGGCUUCUGAAAAAAUGACCACUUACAAAAAGCAUAAUCUUCUUGCUGAAUAUCAGAGAGUUCAUAAUGGAGAAAAGUUAUAUGAAUGUAAGGUAUGUAGGAAGACCUUUAUUCGUCGUUCAACACUUAGUCAACACCUGAGAAUUCACACUGGUGAGAAACCUUACAAAUGUAAGGAAUGUGGGCAGGCCUUUAGACAGCGUGCACACCUUAUCAGACAUCACAAACUUCAUACUGGUGAGAAACCCUAUGAAUGCAAAGAAUGUGGGAAGGCCUUUACAGUCCUCCAAGAACUGACUCAGCAUCAGAGACUUCAUACUGGUGAAAAGCCCUAUGAAUGUAAGGAAUGUGGAAAGGCCUUUAGAGUACAUCAGCAACUCGCUCGACAUCAGAGAAUUCACACUGGUGAGAAGCCCUAUGAAUGUAAGGCAUGUGGGAAGACCUUUAGGCAAUGUACACACCUUACUAGACAUCAAAGACUUCAUACUUCCGAGAAGCUCUAUGAAUGUAAGGAAUGUGGGAAAGCCUUCGUAUGUGGUCCAGACCUUAGAAUACAUCAGAAAAUACAUUUUGGGGAGAAACCCUAUGAAUGUAAGGAAUGUGGAAAGGCUUUUAGGAUAUGCCAACAGCUUACUGUCCAUCAGAGUAUUCAUACUGGUGAGAAACCCUAUGAAUGUAAGGAAUGUGGGAAGACUUUUAGAUUAAGGCAGCAACUUGUUCGCCAUCAGAGAAUUCAUACUCGUGAGAAACCCUAUGAAUGUAUGGAGUGUUGGAAGACCUUUAGUAGUUACUCACAACUUAUUUCCCAUCAGAGCAUUCAUAUUGGUGAGAGACCUUAUGAAUGUGAAGAAUGUGGGAAGGCAUUUAGACUACUGUCACAACUUACUCAACAUCAGAGUAUUCAUACUGGUGAGAAACCUUAUGAAUGUAAGGAAUGUAGAAAACCUUUUAGACUGCUCUCACAACUUACUCAACAUCAGAGUAUUCAUACUGGAGAGAAACCUUAUGAAUGUAAGGAAUGUGGUAAAGCUUUUAGACUUUAUUCUUUUCUUACUCAACACCAGAGAAUUCAUACUGGUGAGAAACCCUACAAAUGUAAGGAAUGUAAGAAGGCCUUUAGACAACAUUCACACCUUACUCAACAUCAGAAAAUUCAUAAUGUAAUUUAAUGCAAGGCUUUCAAAUGCACGUUAUGUUACAGAACAUCAGAAAAUUCAUUUUUGAGAGAAUUUGUUUGAUGCUCAUCAUUAAGCAUAAAAAAUUUAUACUACAGAAAAAAAUGUUGCUUUAAUGGUUGCUUCCACCACCAUUCAAGCAUUGUCUUCAGCAUAUUCAUAUGAGAAAGUAAUAUAAUGAAUGCAGGAAAAUCUUUAGCCUUAUCUAUCUUUAUUGCCAUUUGACCACUGUAUUACCAGUGUAUUAUUGGAUAGGUACUUAAAUUUCUGUGCCUCAUUUUGCUCACUUGUAAAAUGGUGAUAGUAGUAUCUAUGAAUAUUAGCUAUUUAUUGCUGCAUAAUAAAAUACCACAAACUUAGUAGCUUAAAAUAAUAUACAUUUAUUAUCUCAGUUUCUAUGGGUCAGGAGUCUAGGCAUAACUUAGUUAGGUCCUCUGCUUCAGGGCCUCUCACACGGCUAAAAUCAAGGUUUCAACCAUGACUGAGUCUCAUCUGAAGGCUCAACUAGGGAAGAGAUCCGCUUCUAACCUCACAUGGUUGUUGGCCAAAUUAAUUUCCUGAGGGCUUUUGCCCUAGAAUUUUUCAGAUUCUAGCUGGCUGUGGCUGAAGGCUGACUUCAGUCAGGUCCUUGCUGUAUGAGCCUCUUCAGCAUAACUGCUUGCUUCAUCAGAGAAUGCAAUCCAAGAAAGCAAGAGUCUGCUAGCAUCAAAGAAGCUAUCAUCUUGUGUUUCUAAUAAUUGAAAUGAAAUUAUUUCAUUACCUUUGCUACCUUCUAUUGCUUGGAAGCAAGAAACUAGGCUGCCCUAUACUCAAGGGAACAGGCUUAUAGAAGAGUAUGAAUCCCAGGAGGAAGGGAUCACUGGGGCCAAUUCAGAGUCAGCCUGCUGUAUCAUUGUGAGGAUUGAGUAGUUAAUACUUGGAAAAACAGCAGCCAUAUAGCAUGUUUUCUGUAAAUAUUAUCUGUAGUUGUUAUUAACAUCAUUAGUGUUAGUGAAUUCAUAUGAAAGGAAGAUCCUAUAGAAGUAAUAAAUGUAGAAAUGCCUUCUGUCACUGCUCAGUACUUACUAAACUUAAGAUUAUUUUGGAUAAAAUCUAGGAGGUUAUAUUGAAUGCAGGAAGUUCUUCAUCACUUGAGCUGCAUCAGAAAUUUCAUGCUGAAAAAAAACAUGAUGAAUUUCAUGCAUAUGAGGUUAAGAAUAUAGUGGUUGAAGAAGCAAAGAGAAAUAUGAAAUUGUUUUCCCAUAACAAAUUACAAGGUAAAUGUUUUAUAAUCUGUAUUCUCUGACCACCACUCAAGAUUAAUUAGAAACUAUCCAAAAGAUGGCAAAAAAGAAACUAACCACUUGGAAAUAUAAUUGUGUAUGUGUGUGCAUAUGUGUGUGUAUAUGUUACUCUUGUAGAAAGAAAAAAAAACAUUCCAUUACAACUAGUAAAUUUUUGAUGCUCAUAGUAUCCCAUCUUCAACCAGUAGGAGUUGGGUUUUUUGACAUGACCCCAGUUGCAGUUUGAUAGUUUACUUGGUUAUGGCUGCCUAAUUUGAUCAGUUUGGGAAGAUGCUUGGAUACCAAUUCAUUCUGAAAACUAAUAAAUAAAGGGAAAAGUAUUUAUUUUGCUUUUUCCAUGUGAAUCAGGUCUCAGGGUCACCCAAAACUCAUCAAACUAAAAUUUUUUUUAAUUUAAUAAAUCUUACCAGUAAAUACAGAAAAAAAAUUGAUAUUUGGAUUAGAAAAAUCAUUUUCUAGUUCCUAAUUUAAAGAAUAAUGUCCAGAAAGUGAUCUUCAAGGGAUAUUAAAACUAUUUGGGGAAAGAGUGUAUAGUGAGAACUUUAUAUUGGAUUUAUCUAGCUGACCAUCUCUAAGCCCUUUGGCUCAUUUUAACAUCUAUAAAAGUGAAACUGUCAGACAGUAUGCACCUCCUGGUAUAAUGCAGUUAGGAAGUACAUGUCACUACCUAUGAAAUUUUCUUGCCAAAAUAAUGAACAGAAGGAAUCAAACUUUCAAAUCAAAAAUUUUUUUAAACCCAAGAAUUUGAGAAAUAGAUGAACAAAGUAAAUGAUACCACAGGAAGCAGCCAAGCAGAUCCAGAAUGUAUAAAAUUCCCAAAACAAUUCCCAAAAUUGACCUGAUUUCUUCAACUAUUGAGUGGCAUGAAAAAAUAAGGGCACUGUUACCAGAUUUUUAAAAAAGACUGGAGGCACAUCAGCUAAAUUCAAUAUGUGGGCAUUAUUUGGACCCAGAUUGAAUAAAGUGUAAAGAGACAUUGUGGAGACUGGGGAAAAUGUGGACAUGCACUGAGUAUUAAGUGAUUUUUAGAAAUACUAGUUUUGUUGUUUAGUUACUAAGUUGUAUCCAUGGAUUGCAGCCCACCAGGCUCCUCUGUCCAUGGGAUUUCCCAGGCAAGAAUACUGGAGUGAGUUGCCAUUUCCUUUUCCAGGGGAUUUUCCUGAAGCAGGGGAUCUUCCCAACCCAGGGGUCAAACCUGAAUCUCUCGGGUCUCCUGCAUUGGCAGGUGGAUUCUUUACCACUGGCGCCACCCAGGAAGCUCGAUAAUAAUAUCAAUGUGGUUAUUAAAAAAGAAAAUAUUUUAUGAUUAGAAAUAAACAUAUAGGAAAUGGUAAGAUACCCAGAUUUGUAUUAAAAUAUUCCAGCAAAAGAAAAAUAAUUGGCAAAGAGAGCUAGAAAGUAUCAAUAGGUUGGUAAAUGUUAAUAAUUACUGAAGUAGAAUGGUUGUUUAUGGGGGGUUCAUUGUUCUAAUAUUUUUACUUUUUUAUGUGUUUGGAAGUUUCAAUAAUAAAAUAUUUAAAAUCAAAACAAAUUAUACACUGCUUCAGAAAUCAUUGUUAAUAAGAUGCCUGCAUAUAUGAACUUGUCAGAUGUCACCAAAGUUCUAUUCAGCGAGGAACUUAUGCCCCUGAAUGCAUUAAGGAAAUCUUGUUUGUAGGCCUAGGCUUCAUCUUCACUUUUCCACAGCCAUCAAAGCUGGGCCUGUCACAUGGAUAAAUGUGUUAAAGGAAUGAAUAAACCUUUAUGUCAAGAAACCAGAAAAAGAACAAAGUAAAACCAACAGAAGAGAAGCAAAGUAAAUUUAAAAUUAGAAAUUAAGGGGUUAGAUACUAGUAGACUUAAUCCAAUCUUAAUACUAUAUCUUGGCAAGUCUAAUCAAUGAAAAGAAAAUGAAAUAUGAAACAGCAUUAAUGAUGACAAAAGGGACAUUACUACAGAUUAUCAAGAAUUUUUUCUUUUAAUUCUAAGGUAACACUAUUUGUAUGUACAAUAUGUAUUCCAAUAUAUGUCAAAAUAUAGAGGGAUUGCAUUUUCAUCUCUAAGAAUGUUAUCACAACUGACUGCUCUAGAACCCAAACAGACCAACAAAUAAAUGUGUGUGUAUGAAGUUCCUGUUGAAGGAAAAAAAUCUGAUAGUUGCAUAGGUGAAAGUCUUAAGAAACAGAUAAUCCUUAACAGGAUUUUAGCAAUUUUGCACAGGUAAAAUAGUCCUGAUAUAAAACCAGAUAUGAAUAACCCCUAAAGAGCAAAAUCUAGACCAGCUUCAUUUAUGACAAGUCUAUUAAUUCUAAAUAGUUGUAUUUUGAAUUUAUUACAAAAUCAGUCUUCAUUAAUAGGUUAAUGUUUUGCCUUUUCCAAGCACAAAAUAUCUCCAGAAGGCCUGUGUUUAACCUAGCACAAGACCUUAACCCAACAUUCUCCACAAGUUUGUUUUAGGGAUACUAAUCCAUGAGGAUAUUUAGGGGAAAAAAGGUAUUGUGGGGAAAAUCGUAAAUGAAACAAAGGAUAAAAUAUCUAUUUUGGGGGGGGAAAUCCAAGUACCUCUUAGCAGCUUGUUAAAAGAUGUAUUCAAGAUGUAUUUUCAUUUAACACAGUGUAUCUCAAAUUUACUUCACUGUGCAAUUCUCUCACUCCAAAUAUCCCUUAACACCUUUAGAGUGUGAACCAUUUUGGUAGAUGUUACCAUAACCACAGUGAGUGUCUUGAAGGAUGUCAUUUCAGACAUUAUGGUGAGUGAGUGUGUUGGGGAAGGGUGAGGAAGGUCACUUUUCUCCGCAGCUCACAUCAUACUCUGAAAGCAGCUUCCGGCUUGAACACUGGGCUAGUUCUUUUCUACAGGGUGGAAACGAUUUCAGCCUGGUCCUUGGUAGUAUAUGUAUUAAACAAGCUGAAAUACUCUAUUUAACAGUGAUUAGGACAUAAAUGAUUUUUCAUUGUAAUAAAAAUGCUAUAUUAAAUAUCA
This is a messenger RNA of Odocoileus virginianus texanus, 5764 nucleotides long. It is a transcript of the gene ZFP14, whose product is annotated as ZFP14 zinc finger protein. Gene Ontology annotation, biological process: negative regulation of transcription by RNA polymerase II. NCBI's taxonomy places the organism in Eukaryota, Metazoa, Chordata, Mammalia, Artiodactyla, Cervidae. Gene Ontology annotation, molecular function: DNA-binding transcription repressor activity, RNA polymerase II-specific. The record is from RefSeq and is a predicted model, not a curated record.